AUGACCCGUCCACAGCGCAACUCUAAGGCCCCCCAGAGGUACGACCCGGCCCCGAAGCCCAAGAGGGCCGCCCGUAAGGCCAAGAAGGCCGCCAACCGCCAGCAGCCCAACGCUGCCGCCGCCCCUACUGCUCGCGGUCGUCGCCGUGCUGCUCCCCGCAAUGCGCAGAACGACAAUCUUGCUGCUACCAUCGUCGAGCAGCUCAAGGCUCACAUCGACGAGAAGCUCGCCGACCAAGACACCAAGGUCAAGGGCCACAUUAACAAGCUCAAGCGCCAGCUCAAAGCCCACAUCGACACCGCCAAGGACGAGCUCACGGCCCACAUCGACACCGCCAAGGAUGAGCUGACGGCUAACACCAAUGCCGCCAAGUUCGAGCUUGUCCGCGAAGUCGCCGACGUCUGGAACACCGUCUCGCCCAUGAAUGCCAGCGUGGACAUCAUCCGCGACUCGGUCAACUUCAUGCGCCCCAUGAUGAAGCGCAUCCGCAAGACGGUGAUCGACUCGGAGGAUCUCCUCAACGGCUGGUACGGCGAGUUCAAGGAGGUCGAGGACGACUUCGAGACCAUGAUCGGACAUCUCGUCGACCAGGCCACCGUCCAGUCGCAGGCUGUCCAAAUCAUCGGCACCAUGGUCACACAGGACUUUGCGGCCCAGUUGGUCGCCGCUCAGGACGCUGCUGCCGCCGCCGCUGCUGCCAACGACGACGACGACGACGACGACCACGACGAGUCGGAGGAGGAAAUGGAGGAGGAGACGGACAUGGAGACGGACUCGGACUCGGACUCGGACUCGGACUCGGACUCGGACUCGGACUCGGGUGUUGAGGAGGAUGACGACGACGACGACGACGACGACGACGAGUAG
Vanrija pseudolonga is the source of this 867-nucleotide messenger RNA. RefSeq lists its product as uncharacterized. The transcript has 3 exons. The record is from RefSeq and is a predicted model, not a curated record. Lineage: Eukaryota; Fungi; Basidiomycota; Tremellomycetes; Trichosporonales; Trichosporonaceae. Bases 1 to 867 code for a protein of 288 amino acids.